Odontomachus brunneus is the source of this 1598-nucleotide messenger RNA. RefSeq lists its product as uncharacterized. The record is from RefSeq and is a predicted model, not a curated record. Bases 325 to 1563 code for a protein of 412 amino acids. Lineage: Eukaryota; Metazoa; Arthropoda; Insecta; Hymenoptera; Formicidae. The transcript has 2 exons.
CUGACCAGAGCCGAGAACGGAAAAAGGGAAACGGAAGCACAAGACCGAGCAACAUGGAGAAGGCUCCCACCAGGGAAAAAGCCGCCUUCCGACAAACCGGCAAAACGGACACCAGCCAUCGCCUGCCUGAAGACUCCGCCGCCAGCCAGAAUAGCACAAAGGAAACUUCAAGCUCUGAUAUCGCAACACACGGAGGAACAACCAGCAACGCGAAAACGACGGCCACACAUCAGGCCAUACACGACGACCACAACACCAGCAGCCCAAGAGUCGAGCAAGGCGCAGGGAGAACCAGACCAUAAGAAGAGACUGCCGAAAAUCAUCAUGGAUACGCCGAUCACGAACAAGGUUCGCAUAGAGACCCGCGCUCCGCCGGCGUACAAGAUCCCGAUUUCCAGAGGCAGGACAAUCGACGUGCCAUACCAUGCGGCACACGUCGCACACAAAUAUCGACGCAAAACUGCUUUCGCCACCAGGAGAUUUCAAGCUGAACGCGCUCGAGCGAAGAGCACUAGACCGUUUGGUAACGAAUUAGGCCUUGCUGAGGAAACGAGCAAUCGAGCAGAUGAUGGAAAACCCGACAGCGGCCACAAGAACGACGACGGCCACAAGCCCGACGGCGGCCACAAGCACGACGGCGGCUACAAGCCCGACGGCAACCACAAGCCCGACGGCAACCACAAGCCCGACGGCAACCACAAGUCUGGCGGCGACGGCAACCACAAGCCUGGCGGCGACGGCAACCACAAGCCGGGUGGCCAGGAAUUGAAUCCUGACGUCGAUGAGACCAAUCGAGUAGAUGAAGAAAAGCUCGACGGCGGCCCGGGCGGCGAGGAACUGAAUCCUGAAAUGGAGGUUGAUGAUGGUAGCUCUGAGGAAUUAGUGCGCGUGAAACGACAAGCUCUCGCGGGCGAGAUCAGUCCUGUCGACAGAACAGAUGAACGCCGCGCUUUAGCCAAUGAAUCGCUGGAAAAAAAGUCGGCCGGCGGCGGCGGUGAGGACGAUGAAGAGACCGAAUCUCCGCUGAUGGACGACAGCGACGAUGAUCUGGACGAUGAAGAUAAUGUCGAUGUGCAAGACGAUGCCAAGAAUCCACCGCCGGCCGGCGGUGACGGCGGCAAGAAGCCGGACCACGGCAACAAGGGCGGAGAUGGAUCCGACGGAAAAAUCGAUCAUCGCAAAGACGAUGACGAGGACUCCGGUAAAGAUAACAUUCCGCAUCCCGACUACCCGAACCCGCUGGCGUUCGUCGAGCCGUUGAACAAGCCACCGAGCAAUUUGCUGGCGUACGAACUCGUGAGUGAUCACGAUGCGGACAAUUCGCCAGAUCGCGGCACCGUAUUAUUCGGCUCGUGGUGGUACGAGAAGCGAGCUUUCGUCUCCAUGUUUUACUUUCAGCAUCAGAUCUUGCGCUUCGUCGUGACCGAGAGCAAUAACUCCAUCGGCUCGAUCGACGCGUACGUACGGUGCGUGGCGGUGCUGCGGGACUUUGCCAAUCAAUUCUAUCGGUUUACGUCCAGUUACCAAAAGGCGCUCCGUUCAACGAUUGGCGCAUGUACUUGACCAUGUCGACCGCUCACUUCGUGCAAUGCCUCUAC